AUGGGCGAAGAAAGCAGUCUAAAGACGAGCCACAUGGCCAUCGUCUUGGGGAUUGGACUAGGGGUGGUGCUGCUGAUUGUGUUGAGCUUAAUUCUAACCAUCCUCAUCAACCGGCGUGAUCGCCGGGCAUUCUCGCGGUCGAGGAAGAAUCCCGACGAGCGUCUGCGCAGCCUCGAUGCUGUUUCACCGACUCGCACCUUGGAGCAAUGGUGGGCUACCACGAAGGUUGCGAUGGGUCUUUCCGAGGCUGUGGACGGUCAAUUUGUCUGUGCUGUUUGCUUGGAGCAAGUGAACCGCUCCGAAGAAAUCCGCGAGUUGCGGUGUUUGCAUGUCUUUCAUCGAGAGUGUCUCGAAAAGUGGUUCCUGGGAGACCACUUCAAUUGCCCAUUAUGCCAUAGGGCGUACUUUGUCCCAGAACACCCCCCACGAAAUGACUAUGUAUGGAUGGUAUGA
Penicillium daleae is the source of this 453-nucleotide messenger RNA. Its product is annotated as putative RING finger domain protein. Gene Ontology annotation, molecular function: ubiquitin protein ligase activity. Gene Ontology annotation, biological process: protein ubiquitination. Bases 1 to 453 code for a protein of 150 amino acids. Lineage: Eukaryota; Fungi; Ascomycota; Eurotiomycetes; Eurotiales; Aspergillaceae. The transcript is spliced from 3 exons. The record is from RefSeq and is a predicted model, not a curated record.